ACAGUCGUUCGUGCGUGAAUGGUGUAAUUAACAUUAAAUCAAGUCUCUGUCUUUUUAUGGUAAAUACAAUCGAGCUUAUAGUCAACUACUAACAGUAUGUGUGUCGUAAUGUCAUGAAUGCAUUUGUGCAAUACUGUUCUGAUGGAACACGGUGACAAUCUGAGCAUAUAGUGAAUCAUCUGGGCUGUGCAUCUUGCUGUAAGUAACAGCAGUCAUCCCUGACCGCGGCCUUUACAUUGUCUCGUGUUACAAUAAGAAGAAGGUUUGAAGUAUUAGACGGAGGUUUAAAGUGUUAGUAAAGCGAAGACUUCAAUACGAUAUUACUCAAAAGAUCAAUGUAGUGGAUGGUGACUAUAUAGUAACUAUAAUAAAUCGUUUUGUAGUAAUUAUAAAGUGAACAAUUGAGCAAGGUGUCUGUUUAGUGAAUGUUGGUAGGAGGGAGAGAGAUCUAUACGAUAUCUGUUUAUAUCGGUGUAUACACUCAGUGUUUGUUCGUGGGUUAUUAACAUGAUGUUUACAAUAUCUUAAUUAUAAGAAGACAUAUCGGCCGACUGUUAUUGUUGAUAUUUAAUCAGGAUAGGUCGACUGUGAUCUACGUUUAUAGAAAUGAUUAACCUAUGGGAUAUUCUAACACCAUUUACUGAUGUAACAACCAUUUUACUGACUCUUGUCUUUCUACUAGUUAUUGGAUAUGUCAUCUCAAUGCAGGAACGAUCUGGGAUACCUCCUGGACCACCAUAUUGGCCAAUUGUGGGAAACAUGCUCGAUAUGCGAGGCAAACGAGUAGGUAAGAGACAUAAAUAUUAUGCAGAACUGCAAGAAAAAUAUGGCGACAUUUUUCGAAUUUAUUUCGGUAACCAGUUGUUGGUAGUUUUAAACGAUUUCGAAUCUAUCGAGGAAGCUUUUGUGAAGCAAAAGGAUCUGUUCAGUUCGCGACCAGUAGAUAAGCUUUGGGGAAUUCAACAGGCUGUAAAAGACGGAAAGGGAGUCCUCUGGGCGAGUGGACAAGAAUGGAAAGAAGAGAGAAGAAUGACAGUUCGUGCACUUCGGGACCUAGGAGUCGGGAAGACUACUCUCGAGGAUAGGAUUAAGGAAGAAGCUAAAAUCAUUUUAGGCUAUGUAACAGCACACGAAGGAAAGCCAUUUAUUGUUCAUGAUUUAAUGAUGAAAGCUACAACCAAUAUCGUCAGUACAGUUGUAUUUGGUAAAAGAUAUGAUUAUAGCGAUCCUGAUUUUCUUCAAAUCAUUAAAGUUCUACAGAUAAAUUUCAAGGGAGAGAUGACCUUUUUUUCACCUAUUCAUCAGUUUCCCAUGCUUCGUUUCAUUCCAGUCCUGGCUGCGAAAAUAUUGACUGCUCGAAAUUCUAUCGAGAAGGUGAAACAGUUUAUUGUUGAGCGUAUUGAGGAACACAAAGAAGUUUUCGACAAAAGCGACAUAAAGGAUUUUAUUGAUGUUCACUUGGAUAUGUGUGCUAAUGGCGCAUCCGAUGUCACCAGUGAAGGCAACACGAAAAGAACCAUUUUAAGUCUAUUUGCUGCUGGAUCAGACACGACAGCUACCACCCUCGAUUGGACAUUGCUCUAUAUGAUCCUUCAUACGGAAGUCCAGAAGAAAUGCCAAGAGGAAAUCGACAGUGUGGUCGGUGAUAGUCGUAUGGUUGGUUGGUCUGAUAAGUCUAAAAUGCCGUACAACGAAGCAACACUUCUUGAAGUACAACGGAUAGCAAACGCAGUGCCCACUACAGCUCCCCACACAACGGACAAAGAUGCCGUAGUAAAAGGAUUCCUAAUCCCACAAGGUUCUUUGGUUUAUGGAAAUUUGUACGCAUGCCACCUUGAUUCUAGAUACUGGAAGGAACCUUUACAGUUUAAACCAGAACGCUUCCUUGAUGGUUCAGGGACGAUAUCCAAACAAACUGCUGCUACAUUAAUACCCUUUUCAACAGGUCCACGGAUAUGUGUUGGUGAAUCACUGGCUAGAAUGGAAAUAUUUCUUUUUUUCACAAAUCUCCUACAGAGGUUUUCAUUCUCGACCUCCGGCAGUGAGAAACCCAGUACUGAUGGAAUAUGUGGAUUGAGUAUGUCCACACCAGAAUAUACCCUAACUGCCACGCCUCGAUAAGAUUUCAGUUAACUCUAAAAACAAAUUAUUUGUUGGUGUAAUUUGCUAAUCGUUUUAUUGCAACUCACAUUUGCUCUUCGCCACCCAUAUCCACCGGUCCACCGUUGCUUGUACUCGCACUAAAAGAGUUUGUUCUCCGCCGAUUUUCAGAAAUAGUAUUGCGUUGCAGAAUGACCCUAUUCACACAAGUAGUACCAGAUUGAUGUAUUCUGACUAAUUCAUAACUUGAAACCUAGAUUUAACUGUUACCAAUAUGAUAUAUCACAGGUGAUGGGCGGCUGAAAUAAGACUUUCUGUGCAUUAACUGUGAUUAACGCUUAAAUAUUUAUCUUAAAGAUUAUGUAGGUAAGAUUGUGUACCGUUUUGUAGAUAUUGCUAUAUAAACAUAGUAGUUUGUAGUUUCAUUGUUUUUUGUAAAUUUACAUGAUGUGAAAUAAGUUGUUGAUUAAAAUAUCGUAGUCCUUAUGCAGUUGAGCUUGACUGAUAAGGUUGGUUAUUAAAGGUUAAUUGGUGGGCGUGUUACCUUGUCAGACAAGUUAAUUGGUGGGCGUGUUACCUUGUCAGACAAAUUAAUCAGUGGGCGUGUUACCUUGUCAGACAAGCUAAUUGUUUAGAUAUGAUUUGUUGAUUUGACUUUAUAUCCAGAUUAGUAUAAAAUCUUAUUGUAUAACACAGUUCUCAUAAUAAAUAAAAUAUACCAGCUUUC
Molecule: messenger RNA, 2827 nt
Organism: Patella vulgata (common limpet)
Lineage: Eukaryota; Metazoa; Mollusca; Gastropoda; Patellidae
Product: cytochrome P450 2D3
Exons: 1
Coding region: 607-2121 (504 amino acids)
Biological process (GO): xenobiotic metabolic process
Cellular component (GO): intracellular membrane-bounded organelle; cytoplasm
Molecular function (GO): oxidoreductase activity, acting on paired donors, with incorporation or reduction of molecular oxygen, reduced flavin or flavoprotein as one donor, and incorporation of one atom of oxygen; iron ion binding; heme binding
Source: RefSeq, a predicted model, not a curated record